ACAGGUGUUUACGGGGGUUUUCAAAUUAAUCUAAAUUAAGUGUUGUCCUAAUUGCCUAUUUGUAUUUUUAGGACCAUGUCAAUAUUUUUUGAAGUUGUACCAUAGACACUCAUUUCAUAACUAUAAUUAGAUUAUAGAAUUUAAUAUAAUUAGUUAUAUUAAAGAUUCUGAUGUUUAUAUAAAAUUUCAGGUGAACGCCAUCAUAUUAUCAGCGACUGCGUUCUUAGAUAAUCUGAUUAGAUACGGUAAGGAACGAGAACUACCUGUACCAGGCGUCAUGGAAACGAUCAGAGAUUUGCUAUCGGAGAGGCUUUCCGAACACCUACCAGUGGAGAGGAACAAUAUACCGCCCGAUGUUCAACGCUUCCACGAAGCCGUGAAAGCGAUGACGGAGAUGAUAUCAUCACCUGUGUUCGUCGACGUACAACUACUGUCGUCUUGGGACGGGUACGCCAUUGAGGAAUUUGCUGCAAAAUGUCACUCAACACCGGUCGCCUGUAUCACCGUCAAGCAACCACCCGAAGAGAACCCGCAGUCAAGGAGGGACGGGGCCAAGACGCGUUACAUACAUGUCAUCCACUGCGACGAUGGUUCGAUUGACGAGUGCCAACUCGUGAGAUACACCCCGCCUCUGUUCACUGCCGGCCGAGAUGUAGUGGUCACAAAUCCCGUAAAAGCAGAUGUGCUGAAUAAGUGACUGGGCAUCAGAAGACUGGACAUAAUACACCCUGAUGGUGGCCGAUGACCACGUCAACAUACUCUUGGACGUUCAGAACUCCGUCAGGUCGCUGAUCACUGCUCUCUCGGCAAAAGGCUCGACUUUGAGAACUCCGUCAGAUAGCUGAUCACUGCUCUCUCGGCAAAAGUCCCUUGACUACCGUAGUCCGGUGAUUCAUCAUUCUUCAAGAGAAGCUUUGAGGAAAAUCUCGACCAGUCGACGAAGAUUGGAAGAUUACUAGUGACUGUUUUUUC
Homalodisca vitripennis (glassy-winged sharpshooter) is the source of this 972-nucleotide messenger RNA. RefSeq lists its product as uncharacterized. NCBI's taxonomy places the organism in Eukaryota, Metazoa, Arthropoda, Insecta, Hemiptera, Cicadellidae. The transcript has 2 exons. The record is from RefSeq and is a predicted model, not a curated record. Bases 278 to 697 code for a protein of 139 amino acids.